AUGUGCUCCCUUCUUGCAUUACCUGCUGUGCUCUUCCAUCCCCUCAUCAUAUCCCGCCCUUGGUCUCUCUCCUGUCGUGCCUCCCAUACCUCUCGUGCCCUCCGCCCUCAUAGCUUUGGAGUGGUGAUGCUCACGAUCCUGACGGCACGCAAGGCCAUCUACAACUCGGACGACAACCAGAUCAACCUCAAGCAAUGGGUGGCCCCAUUCGUAGCAGCCAACGACGGAGUGACCUUCAAGGACCCCUCUCUGGAAGCCCCACCAGACAUCAUCCUGCGCCUGGCACGCCUGGCUCUCAGCUGCACCGCCAUGCCCACUGUCCUGCGCCCCAACAUGAUCAAAGUGCUUGCUGAAUUGGAGGCUCUGCGCGAGGAG
Messenger RNA from Closterium sp. NIES-65, 375 nucleotides. Lineage: Eukaryota; Viridiplantae; Streptophyta; Zygnematophyceae; Desmidiales; Closteriaceae. The record is from the annotation of a GenBank genome assembly.